Exophiala spinifera is the source of this 1977-nucleotide messenger RNA. RefSeq lists its product as uncharacterized. Gene Ontology annotation, cellular component: spindle pole body. Gene Ontology annotation, biological process: intracellular signal transduction; peptidyl-serine phosphorylation. Lineage: Eukaryota; Fungi; Ascomycota; Eurotiomycetes; Chaetothyriales; Herpotrichiellaceae. The record is from RefSeq and is a predicted model, not a curated record. Bases 1 to 1977 code for a protein of 658 amino acids. Gene Ontology annotation, molecular function: protein serine/threonine kinase activity; ATP binding. The transcript is spliced from 3 exons.
AUGGCCGUUGCUAACCCACCACUCUCUCCAACCUCACAAAAAGACCUCAAGAUGGUCAUGCCUAUGCCUCCUCCUCUCUUGCACACUCGUUCGGGCAAUGAGCUGUACGAUCGUCCUCAAACACCGACAACACCUGGUGGAAAUCAUGGUUUCACCAGCCCGGUCCAGACACCGCAGGGCAGUCCAAGCAAGAAACAACUUCCUCCCGGCGCCAAUGACUUGCCAAACGUCUUUGAGAAUGCUAUGAAAUUGGCUCCUGCAUCGCCUACCAAGACUCAGCCGUUGUCACCUACGAAACAAGGUCUUUCGGUUGGCACCGACAAUGUCAACAGGGACCCCUUUACUGAUCACAACAACCAUCACUAUGGCCGUUCUGAGAGUCCUACCCGUCAGUCAAACAAGGAAAACGCACCAGCCAUCAGAUAUGGCAAGGACGUCCAGCAAAACCACGCUGCGUUGUCGAGACAAGAGCAAUACCAGCCAACCGAGUCGAGGAAAACAAUCACACGUGGCUUGACCACCGAAGAGAUGCAGAGACUGCAACUCCCCAAAGUCAAGCGCCUCGCAAAUGUGACUCAACUGUACUUCCUCGACUACUACUUCGACCUCCUUUCCUACGUGCACAACCGUCAAUCUCGAGAAAGUGCGUUCAAGGCUUCUUUCCCAGAACCACCGGAGACCCCGAAAGAAGAAUACGAUGCUGCCUUGCACAAGUAUCUUGGGCGUGAACGUGCUAAUCUGCGGAAACGUCGCACUCGUCUCCGCCACGGCGACUUCCAGAUCUUGACACAAGUUGGUCAAGGCGGUUAUGGUCAGGUCUACCUGGCUCAAAAGAAGGACACACGCGAAGUCUGCGCACUCAAGGUUAUGAGAAAGAAAUUGCUGUUCAAGCUGGACGAAGUCCGACAUAUCCUGACCGAGAGAGAUAUUCUGACUGCUGCCAAGUCUGACUGGCUUGUGAAACUGCUCUAUUCGUUCCAGGACGACGAACAGAUCUACCUUGCCAUGGAAUAUGUUCCAGGUGGUGAUUUCAGAACACUCCUGAAUAACACUGGCGUGCUCCAUAACAGACAUGCUCGAUUCUACAUUGCCGAGAUGUUUGCAUGUGUUGAUGCUCUUCACACCUUAGGCUACAUCCACAGAGACCUGAAGCCGGAGAACUUCUUGAUCGAUGCUACUGGCCACGUCAAGCUCACCGAUUUUGGUCUUGCAGCUGGUAUGUUGAGCCCCAUCAAAAUUGAAAGCAUGAGAAUCAAGCUUGAAGAGGUCGGAAAUACCCCGGUGCCUUUCGGCAUCACACCAGUUGAAGAUCGAUCAGCCGAUCAGCGACGUGAGGGCUACCGUUCUCUGCGAAAGAAGGACAUCAACUAUGCCAAGUCCAUCGUCGGCUCUCCCGACUACAUGGCGCCUGAGGUGCUCAAAGGUGAGCAGUACGACUUUACCGUCGACUACUGGUCCCUUGGAUGCAUGUUGUUUGAGGCACUUGCCGGUUAUCCACCUUUUGCUGGCGCUACGGUCGAUGAGACCUGGCAGAACUUGAAGAGAUGGCAACGUGUUCUGCGAAAGCCAAUCUACGACGAUCCGAACUAUUUUCUCAGCAAGCGCACAUGGGAUCUGAUCACUCGCCUCGUCGCCGCCAAGGACAACCGUUUCAAGAACAUUUCAGAAAUCCACAAGCAUGAGUACUUUGCCGAGGUUGAUUUCAAUGCACUGCGAGAGCAAAAGGCGCCUUUUGUGCCUGAGCUUGACUCUGAGACCGACGCUGGAUACUUUGACGACUUUAGCAACGAGGCAGACAUGGCUAAGUACAAGGAGGUGCAUGACAAGCAACGAGCUCUCGAAGACAUGGCUGAGAGAGACGAGAAGAUGGGCAAGAGUUUGUUUGUCGGUUUCACUUUCAGACAUCGUAAGCCAGAUACAGAGGGGAGCCCGCGAAAGCGGAUCGAGACGGACGGCACAUUCGGUACCAUGUUUUAG